This is a messenger RNA of Paramisgurnus dabryanus, 1756 nucleotides long. Its product is annotated as T-cell surface glycoprotein CD3 delta chain-like. Gene Ontology annotation, cellular component: external side of plasma membrane; alpha-beta T cell receptor complex. Gene Ontology annotation, biological process: positive thymic T cell selection; cell surface receptor signaling pathway. The record is from RefSeq and is a predicted model, not a curated record. NCBI's taxonomy places the organism in Eukaryota, Metazoa, Chordata, Actinopteri, Cypriniformes, Cobitidae. Gene Ontology annotation, molecular function: transmembrane signaling receptor activity.
UAAUAGCACUGAUAAACUCAUUUUCAGGGUUCAUUUUUUUCUAUUAAAGUGAUUGUAGAAUUGAGAUUUGUUUUGUUUUGACUUGAAUAAAUGAGCUUUAGUUUAGUUUGAGUUUAUUUAGUUUGAUUUGAUGUUCUGAUCUCAGUUGUUAUCACACACGUACAUUAUAACUGUUUGGGGUAAAAUUAGUCAAAUCUUUGUGAAUCUUUGCCAGUCACUUCCUGUUCAUCAUCAUCAUCAUCAUCAUCACCACAGCCUCAGUGUGUGAGUCAGACACUCGCGCUCUCACAGGAAUCAAAGUGAAGAAAGAAAAUACUGAGAGGAGAAAGAAAAAUGAAUAAAAGAUCUUUCAUGUGUCUGUUCUGCCUCCUGACAACUGUGAGCAUAGACAGUACGAAUACCGUGGACAUUCAGGUCACUGAGAAGGAAAAUGGCUUACAACUGACGUGUACUGGAGGAACGUUUCAAGUAAACGGCAACGGCACUUCAACAUUAGAUCUUACAUGGGAUAAAUCUGGAGAUUAUAAGUGUGAAGACAUCAACUCCCCUGAAAACCAAAUUAUAAUGACAGUAAAGAUGCGAUCAAGUGAGGAUCUGAUUCAGCUGGACACCACAGCGACCAUCGCUAUAUUGUUGGGUGAUAUCGCUGCCACAGUCCUGAUCGGUUGGGCUGUUUACAGCAUCUGUGCUCAACCCAAACCCAAGAGCACCUAUCAGGGUAACAAAGCCUCUGACAGACAGAAUUUAAUCAAUAAUGCUGCCGGAGACACUUAUCAGCCUCUGGGCAGCCGAUCAGACGAUUACAGCAUGCUUCAGCCAAACCGCAAGAAUAAAAACAAAGCUCAACCACUUUCACCCUAAAAUGACAUUAAAACAAAUCUUCUCAUCAUAAUUCAGCUCAAUGUCAGAAUAUAUGUUUUGUUCCAACCACAGUUUUAUAAACGCUUUUAAUCCUAUAGAGACACACGAUAAACACAACUCUUCCACUUCAAUUAUUCAAUGAUGAGAAAUACAUAAAAAAAAGAUCUAAAUAAUUAAAGGAACUUGAUAAACAUCUCGUAUUUGGUAACGCUUAACAAAAAAAACAUGAACUAAGAUUAAUGAGUGUUGUAGACAUUUUCUUCUUUUACUAACAAAUAAAAAUGUAUGAUGUUAGCGUGCAUUUCAAUAAAACAUUUCCACUUUGUCUUGAACAAAAGAAAACAUUUUUAAAAUCAGAUAAAGUCUUCAUUUCACCUGCUGUACUUUGUAUUCUUAUUUCCAUUCACAGUUCCUGUAAAUGUUUAUGAAUUUUUGCUAUAAAAGUUUAUACACACACGUGAUUAAUAAAUCAUGCAAAAUCAUUUAUUGACUUUUAUUUUCAUACUUCUGUUUCAUGAAUUAGUAAAUAAAUGUUUUUAAAUGACUCUCAUCUUUCUAGUGAGAUGAUGAUUGGUUGUUUUAAAGUCGUUUCAUCUGAAUAAUUAAAAGUAGAUUUUAAUAUUAAACAUUGAUUGUUUUUGUUUUUCUGUCAUAAAUGUCUUCUGUUAGCUCAUGUGUGUAUAAAAUACUGUUUUGAUCAAAUAUGUGUGUAUGAAAUAGCCUAAAAUUUUACUCAAAAUUGUGAGAAACAGAGCCGCAUUAUUUGUGAAAUUAUUUUGUCUUAAUUCUCAUUAAGGUUUGUAAAGUUAGUGAUGUUGUUCUGGUCAUCGUUUAUGUUCCUCACAACAGCUACAGCAUCAACUUCUUAUUUCACAAUAAAGUGCACAUGAAAUCA